UGCAGACCUUCCCUCUGUCAGCCAUGUGAACAGAAGUGAUGAGAGAGCUCUCAGCUGGCUCUUCAUUCUGAGUCACAAUGAACCAGGAAGUGUAGUCAUUAGGUUUUCACAGGCAACAAUUCCGAGGAAAAAAAAACUCGUCUUCCACAGCCGUAAAUUGUUAGAGUAUCCAGCGACAAUAUAAAUCACAACUACUUCGACUGCUGUAACUUUUAGGAAUGGCGCGUCCGGUAGUAUCGCGAGUUUAGUUAAUUGGCGAGAAUCAGGUUGCUAACGUUACUUCCCGGGAACAGAAACGUUUCAAUUUAGCUAACUGUCGAGCCUGCACAAACAGUAAAGUUAAGUAUGUACUUGGUGUCAUGUUAACUUUACUUCAGCUCUUGACUAACAUCAGUUUAGAGAUAACUGUCCUCAGUUAUCUCUAAACUGAUGUUAGUCACUUAUGGUUCUAUCUACAGCGCCCGAAAUGUAUGGACGCUAACGUUAGCUACCUCGCUAGUUAGUCGACAUUAGCAGUUAUUAAUUAUCAGUAUUUAUCCAGAAAGAAAAAUGUCUGCGGAGGAGAGGACAAGCUGGAUACUGACGGGCGCUACGGUCGCUUGUGUCACCGCUCUGUAUGUGCCCUGUGUGCAGAGGACUGUUCCCGGUGGAGACUCAGGAGAGCUGAUCACCACUGCUUGUGAGCUGGGGGUGGCCCAUCCUCCAGGAUACCCUCUCUUCACCUUACUAGCUCGCCUGGCUAUGUGUCUUCUGCCCUCACUGUCUCCAGCCCACAGCGUCAACCUGAUGAGUAGUGUACUGGGGGCUGCAGCUUGUGGUGCCCUCUGCAUUUCUGUUUGCAGGCUGGCAGGUCCUGGUCCUGGAGCAAUACUGGCUGGAGGGCUGUUUGCUGUGUCCAGGCUGAGCUGGCAGUGGUCCAUGGUGGCAGAGGUCUUCACUCUCAACAACCUUUUUGUUGGUCUGCUCUUCUUCUUGACUGUCAGCUUCCACUGUGCUGAAAACACCACCCAGAGGAGGAAGGAGCUGUCUUUGUGUGGCCUUGUGUCUCUGGGAGCAUGUUUCCUCGCUGGCUUUCUGCCGUACAUCUACCUGCCCAUCUCCUCCUACCUCAACACAGCCCGCUGGAGCUGGGGGGAUCAGACCACCCUGUCAGGCCUGCUGACCCACCUGCUGAGGGCUGAAUAUGGCACCUUCAGUCUGGCAAAGACCGAGAGCUCUGUAAACUUGACCACAAUACUAAAGGCCCAGUUGGACCACUGCCUUGCAGACCUUUCGCUUCCUGUUCUGGUGCUGGCAGGAAUAGGCCUUCUCCUCUCCUCAUUGGACAGAACGUGUCGCUCAGUGCCCUGGGUGUUGACUGCCAUGCUGGUGGUCUACUCACUGUUUUUUGCUUGGAGAGCCAACCUGGACAUCAGCAGACCCCUACUGCUUGGAGUGGUUGAGCGUUUCUGGCUCCAGAGUGAUGCUGCAGUGUGUGUGCUGGCAGGCCUCGGCUUGAGCCGGACACACACUGAGCUAGAGAGGAGGCUGGGCCGUGGGGGGGUGUGGAAGACCACAGGCUGGGUCCUCACCAUGGCUCUGCUGGCACAUUUGGUGCACACCAAUCACAGGGAGUGUGAUCAGAGCAGAAACAGUGUGGUCGAGAGGUUCGGCAGGGAGCUUCUGGCCUCCGUCCCAACAGACUCAAUCAUCCUGACUAGAGGAGAUCUGCCUGGAAACUCCCUGCGAUACAUGUACUACUGCCAGGGUGUACGGCCUGAUGUACGUCUGGUCGACCAGGAGAUGAUGACAUACACUUGGUAUGUAGCCAAGUUGGCACAGCACCACCCUGGGGUCCACUUUCCUGGCCGCUGGUGGGAUCCGGUCCACCCUGAGGGGAAAGACACCUUCAGUCUAGAGCAGUUUCUGUCCCACAACACACAGAGAGAUGUUUUUGCCUGCAUUGGACUGCCAGAAGGAGACCCAAGCUGGAAGCGUAGUUUCUCCCGUUGGCCCCUGGGUGUGUGUGACUACUUGGUGCCAGUUCAGAGGCAGUUUCACCCUCAAGAAUGGGCCCUUCGAACUCGCAACAUCUACAACUGGAGUGAGCCACACAACAGUUUCCAUCCUGUGUCCUGGGAGCAUGUCGCUAAUGAGGAGAUGUGGCAAGCCAGGAUGAAGACGGCUUUCUUUCUGUUUGACCUGGCAGAAAGGAUGCAGGGAGAGGGGAAAGCUCGCCUCUUUGAGCUGUCUUACACUCUGUAUAAGGAGAUUGUGGAGGCCCACUCAGACUACCCUCCAAACUGGGACAAGAACUUGGCACUGGUCUGCGAGAGGCUGCUCCGCUCAGGUCACCGGGGCUACAGUCCAGACAGCCUGUUGACCUGCAGUACCCAGCACUUUAGUCUCUACUUAGAGAAGGAACCCAUGGAUCCCCAGGAGCCCGCCAUACGUUCGGCCAUUACUCACCUGCUCAAAGAGAGAGACGGGCUCCACCAGAGCCAGAGGCAAACCCCAUAACAAGAUCGAGAGAGGCCUGCAUGGAGCGUGUGCUGCAAGCCCAGCCGAAGUGCGAGGCACUGGGGACAAAGUCUGAAUGUGCCUCUUCUCAUGGUUUAAUGGUGGUGCUCCAGCAGAAUAGAAUGAUGUAGUGGUGUUUAGUUAAGAUUUUGGAUACAUGGACUUGGUCAAAUUGGACUUAUGAGUUGGGAGAGGAAUGCUGAUGCAGAAGUACUGGUCUCUAGUUAUCAAACAGAACUGCACAAAGGAAAGAGACCUACCACUCAGCCAUGCUUCAUUUGAUGAAUGUUUACAGUUGACCAGGGACAGAGCUUGACUUCAGGAAGCCUUGACUGACCCCAAUCAAGCUGUGCGUGCUCCCCUUAAACUCACCCAUUCGAUUGCUUUAUUGUUACAUCUCGUUCUUUUUUUCUCUCCUCUUCUGCUCUCACAGUUUUUAACAUGCUGAUUAUUUUGCCUCAGCCACUGCUCUACUUCUCUUUUUCUCACAUUAGGACGGCAAGGCCGAGAUUGAGGGAAAACCAAUUUGGGGGCAGAGAUGGGGGAUUAGACCGGCUGUUUAAUCUAGGACAGACUUGUGCUGUGCCACACAGUCCUCAGUCCGCAUAACCGGCACUACCCACCCACCCACCCCUCUAUCCUUCCAUCAGUCUGUCUUAGAUGGUCCUUUAAAUGUUUAAAACUAAUGGAUUCGAUGAGUGUUUUUUUUUUUUUCUCUCUCUUCCUUCCUAACGGGAAGGCUGUAAUCCCUCAUGGAUUUAAAUAAAAUGUGAAAUGUCACAAUGCCAGGGACCCUUUUUAGAGGUGCAUUUCUGUGUGCAUAUGUGUUGAUUUGUGUUUGCAUGUUGACAUGCGAGUAUGUGAACAUGCUUAAAUCUCCACCCGAGCCUUUUCCCUACUGGAACCGCAUAUAAACGUAGUCAAUAAACAGAUCGGCACACUGGAAAGAGAGAAGCACAAAGUCAUGGAAACUCCCGGGACACACAUAGACACCAGCUUCCCAGCUCCCAGGAAAAUUGACUUUUAGCUCUGUGAGGGUUGCUGGAGAGACAAAGUAGCAUGCAAACACUUGCACAUAGACCAGAGUCACUUGUCUUUGACGUGUUCUUAGGGUCCAACACCUCAGUUACACACUGUUUUUGUAAACGCUGGUGCUGGUGAUGUUAAUGAACCUUGUGCCAUGAAAUUUGUCAUGCAGAGGUCAAACCAGUGUAUUGCCACAAGCUUCAUAAAACACUGCUAAAGGAGCCUGCUGUUUGAGAUACCACUACAAAGCGAAGGACAGUGAGUGCAUGUGUAGUUUUCUCAGAAUGUAAUCUGCCCUCUCUGUUCGCAGGCCUGGUUAGCGGCUGUCAGCUGGCUGGAUGAUGAGAUUCGACCUGCUGUAGCACAGAUGGUUUGGUUUCUCAUAAAAAAGGGAAAACUGUCAUUCUGCUUUCUACAGAUUAAAAUAUUUCAAUAAAGAUUUUGUUUAAUA
This is a messenger RNA of Siniperca chuatsi (mandarin fish), 3976 nucleotides long. RefSeq names its product transmembrane protein 260 (gene tmem260). The transcript is spliced from 15 exons. The coding region runs from base 550 to 2499 and encodes 649 amino acids. Lineage: Eukaryota; Metazoa; Chordata; Actinopteri; Centrarchiformes; Sinipercidae. The record is from RefSeq and is a predicted model, not a curated record.